Messenger RNA from Aspergillus saccharolyticus JOP 1030-1, 3070 nucleotides. RefSeq names its product transcription factor domain-containing protein. NCBI's taxonomy places the organism in Eukaryota, Fungi, Ascomycota, Eurotiomycetes, Eurotiales, Aspergillaceae. The transcript is spliced from 7 exons. The record is from RefSeq and is a predicted model, not a curated record. Bases 189 to 2978 code for a protein of 929 amino acids. Gene Ontology annotation, biological process: regulation of DNA-templated transcription; DNA-templated transcription. Gene Ontology annotation, molecular function: DNA binding; DNA-binding transcription factor activity, RNA polymerase II-specific; zinc ion binding.
ACUGGUCUUGCCCAAAAAAACAUGCAAACUUUUCCUGAAUCCACACCGGACACUGGGUGAUUCGGUACCUCACUCCCCGGCGUGAUCUCCUCUUGAUUCGCUUGCGCCCUCGGGUUAAAGCCGAAAAGACCCUGCUGUGCCUCCCCGCACUACCGUCGCGCAAACCCGACCGCUUAAUUCAAGCCAAAAUGCAGCCUCACCAGCUCGAGAAGCCGAAGCGGGCACCUCGAAAGCAUGUAACCACCGCUUGUGUCGCUUGUCGUGAGAGCAAAAUCAGAUGUGAUGGCUCGACUCCCCACUGCCAGAAUUGUCAAAGGAAAGGAAAGGAAUGCAAAUAUCAACACGGGGACGAUAAACGCAAAGUAUCUUUACGUGCCGCAACAGAGCUGUUCUCCGCUAGAAUUGAUCAACUAUGCCAAUUCAUCUACGAUCACGGCCUCGAGCCGCCUCCAAUGAAGGAGGAGGAUGAAUCAGGCAUGAAUAGAGUUUUGGACACAUUGCAGAUCCCUCGUGCGUCAACGAAGGUUGGUAAUUCUACCACCGCCAAUGCGCACAGCGCGACCUCUUUGCCGCAUGUGCGGUCCCCUGCUAACUCUCCGACCUCUCCCAAUUCAACGUCGAAUCGACAGCUGGAGGGGGACAGUGCAUCUGAAGUAUCUCCACCCUCACCAACCACAGGCCCCCCUCAGUCGUCUCUUCCGAUUUCAGAGCUGAAUCAAUCGGCUAUCCCUCCGUACAAUGUGAACAUGGGCUUGCCCAGCAACAUCAAAACACCUUCAGACUGGGGAUUCACCCUGCCGACGGCGGAAAGCUUGGAUGCUCUGUACGCCAACAUUGACGGUCGGUCUAAUGGGUCACAGGACACCAGUCUGAGUCCUGAUAGCUUGCAAUUGUCGCAAGACAUAGCUCAGCAGCCUGGUGUGCUCCUCAACCAGGCUUGGAAUGAAAGAGAUGCCGAUUCGAACAGUGGCGAAGAAGAUGAAGCCGAGAAUGAUGUCAUCGAGCAAAUUUCGCAUCGCAUUGGGACGCUGAAGCUUUCCGGUGAUGGUCAUCUACGGUUCUUCGGAGCAACUUCGAACCUCAACUUGGUGGACGUUUCGGCCUCGCAACAGCAUCAACGUCCGGACGCUCGAACUGUUCGUCAUGACGGUCAAGAUAUCUUGAACCACUUGCGCGUGGGGCAGCCCGUCAGUCAAUCUCUGGAGGACCAUCUCGUGGAACUAUAUUUCACCUGGCAGAAUCCCAGCACCUAUGUGGUUGAUAAGGAGAUGUAUUGGAAAGCUCGAGCAGAGUGGAGAAACGACUUGAUAGAUACGCCUUUUUACUCGGAGGUCCUUACCAAUGCGAUGUGUGCCAUUGGAAGUGCCUUCGAAGCCCGGUACCAUCCCACCUUCAUCACAUUUCCGAAGUCGCUCUCGGAAUUCUUCGCCGAUCGAGCGAAGGCUCUUCUAGAAAUUGAACUGGAUUCCCCUUGUGUCGCUACGGUUCAGGCCCUUGUUAUAUUGAGCUCCCAUGAGGGUUCUUCGAACCGUGAUGCGAGAGGAUGGCUCUACAGUGGUACGUACGUUGACUCGGAUGGAGAGGAGAUCACGGAUCUGACCUUGUCAGGAAUGUCUAUGAGGCUCGCAUUUGAUCUGGGACUGCAUCUUGAUAUGACGCCCUAUGUCGAGAAAGGUGAGAUCAGUGUCUUUGAGGCUGAUGUCCGUAAGGUAGCUUUUUGGGGCAGCUACACCGCAGACCAUUUCUGGGGCUUUUAUCUUGGGAGGCCUUUUCGGAUGAGUACCGGGGACAUCACGGUCCCGAAACCUGCUUCCGACCUGGGUGCUGAGAAGGAAGCCAUGUGGCACCCGUACGGUCUUUCCGCUAGGUCAGAAGCACUUGAGAAGGGACUGAGAAACCCCAACGAGUUGAUCAGUCGUCAGUUUGCUGUACUCUGGGAGAUUAUCUCUCCAGUUGGCCAUAUUCUUUAUGGGUGCUCCGAUAUUUCUCCGCAUGACCUUCAGAGGCUUUGCCACCAGGUAACAGAUGAUCUAUUUGCAUGGAAGGCCAACCUACCUUCCAAUCUAGACAUCGACAUCUUGAACGACACCGUGCCCAAACUGCCCCAUCUCCUCGUAUUGCACAUGCAAUACCAUCAAAUAGUGAUCUUCACUCACCGUCCGUGGGUGUCUAAGAGCUAUAUUCAGCCGCGUAGCCCACGCCAGGGACCUGGCUACCACCAUGCGCGAAGGAUGUGCAUCGAAUCUUCCACCGCGAUCGCACAACUCCUCCACAUCUAUGAAAAAUACUACACUUUUCGUCGCAUGAAUAGUCAGGUCGUAGCCAUGAUAUUCAGCGCCGCGCUGAUUCUCCUCUACGUCACAAUCUCCAACUCCCGACAAGGCAGCGAGAACGGCAGGAACGCUGAAAUGGUAGCCUACCUGAAUCUCUGCUUCCGUGCCUUGGAUGAGAUUGGUCAGUCAUUUGAGAACGCAAAGCGAACGCGGGAUUUUCUCGUUAGCCUGCAGCGGCGGUGGCAAGCGCACAUGCGUCGCUCCGGGUCGGCUAUUAAGCGUCAGAUGAGCCAACAAGCGCUGUCACAGAAGCCCGCAAGCAGCCGGACAUCGGACGCACACCUGUCAAGGAAGAAGUCGCGGACCACAGCGCCUCGGAACCGGGCCGCUAUGCCUCUUUCAAUACCGACGGCGCACUCACUUGCCGCUGCCGGCAUGCCAUUGGCACCGCAGGUCGGAGGCCAAUCAGUUCAGCCACCGCUAGUGGAUCCCGCGCCGCCAUUGACUGCAUGUCAGCCCGGGGACUUCGACUGGAUCCGCGAUUCCGAGCUGCAGCUGCUGGGCGAUACUCUUGGCGAAGAAGGCUUUCCGCCGCUGGGGAACACCAACUUGUAUGCCGAGAAUGGCACCCUGCCUUCGCUUAAUGAUAUUGAAUCCUGGUGGGAUUCACCCGAGGGGAACGCGUUUGGAGGGAGUUCGCUUUGAUAGACUGGACCCGACACGAAGAGUUUUGUCUGGAAUGUUUCUGUGCUUAGAUUUUAAAUAAGAUAGAUUAUGACGUAAGUCAUGAGGCAUUU